GCUUUCGUCAUUUGUUUUUGCCACAUGUUGUGAGCCUGCAACUGGUAUUACAUCACACGACAGUGCUAACUUGAGUUUUAUUCCCGUGUCUAAGUCUAAGUGAAAAUUGGAACUCCAACUUGUUAUAAGUGAGUGUAAACUCAGUUUUGUUUUCAAGGCUAAUUCAGUGCGUGAUUGCCACGCUAUUCUCGGAAUGGAUGGUGGUUGUCGUGAAUCUGGAAGGAUUAUGAUUUAUCAUUGGAAAUUUAAAAACUUGCCUGAAAGAUGCUCAAUUAUGACAGAAAUGGCGGAAUUUCAGGGACUUAAAGCUUUUCGAUUUGCUUUGAAACGAGUCGGUGGUAAAGACUCAAAGACAAUGGUUUAUUUCAUUUGCACAAAUUUGUACAAAACUGGUUUUAAAAUUGAAAAAGUAUCUCUCAAGAUUAAAGGAAAACCUUACUUGGAUGGGCACAUGCAGGCUGAACGUAAUGAUGAGCUUGAUCACCUACAAUUAUUUAUCAAACAAGUCAACUGUGAUUGGAAAAAACAAGAAACUAUCACGUUUGGUGUACACGUCGUCGAAACAGUAGAGCACUAUCAUUACCAAUUGUCUGACGUUUUAUUUACGGAACAUUUAUGGACAGCCGCCCAAAACAAACUCUGGACUGACAUUGAAUUCUCAGUCAAAAAUCAUAUUUAUUCAGCACAUCGGGCGAUCUUGGCAGCUCGAAGUCCAACAUUGUUUGUGUCAGAUUCGUUGAUUGAAGGUAGCCGUAUCAAGAUCGAACACACAGAUCCCAUUGCUUUUGAAAUGUUUCUUCGAUUUCUGUAUACUGGCAUCUUCAAGGUCAAUAAUCGAAAAGGUAUUAAUGAAGAAGUGUUGCAAUUGGCCGAACGCUACCAGUUGAGCACGUUGAAAUCUCUUUGUCAAUUGGCCGUUCAAGAUAUCAAUGCCAAUCAACUGACGUAUUUUGCUAUGGCAAUGAAACCAGAUUUUGAAAUUUGUCCUAAGAAACCUCAGCUUAACGAGAAGACAGUAGCACAAUUAUUUUUUCAAAAAUACUACGGUGUUAUUGAAUGCGUUUGGCGAGUAGAGGAAUUGCCGGAUGACGACCAGGUGUUCACUUCAGAUCUCUUGCAUUUCCGCAAUGAUGGAGCGUUCCGAGCGGGAUUGGCGGAUCAUCCGGUCACUAAACACUCGACUCUUCUUUCUCCACAGCAUUUUCUUUAUCUGGCCUGUUCCCACCUUGAGAAAACGGGUACAUCGAUAUCCCACGUCGACAGCUACAUCGAUGGAAUUGACUGUUACCGAAUGGAUCGAAGAGGCGAAAAGGCCUUGUACAUCUUUGGCCGAGAGCUCUUCGAUCUAGUGGUUCCGUGUGCUUUCAAAUUUGACAUAAUGAUCAAGGAAACUGUUGAAAACUAUCGCUAUCAGCUGAUAGAUAGUCUACGCGCCAUUGAUUUAUGGAAUAUGUUUCAGCUGGAGAUUAUCACUGAUGUCGAGUUUCUAGUUGGCGAGAAAACUUUUGCAGCACAUCGAGUCAUUAUCGCAACAAGGAGUCCAGUGUUUGCGACGCUGUUCAACACUUCGACAGUGGAAUCUGUCACUGGCAAGAUUCGGAUUGACGACGCUUUUGCCCCCGACGUCUUCAGGGAAUUUCUUUUCUUCCUUUACACGGGGACGCUCCAAGUGUCCGCCAACUGUCAAUCCCUUUUGAAAAUGGCAGAAAGGUAUCAAGUGGAGACUUUGAUUCAAAUUUGUCGUAUGGCCAGUCAAGAAAUCGACGUUGAAGAGAUUUCCACAUCUUUGAUAUGGUUGUGCUCUUUAAAAAUAAAAUUGCAAAGUAGAGUUUCCUUCCGCUAGAUGUCUACUUCGUUUUGCCAACCAUUUUUCAAAAACGAUUUGAAUCUCUUCCGGCCUGGGUAAUUAUAAAUAUUUACAUCAUUACUUAUGCUUGCAACGCUUUUCUGAUUUUCAUUUUCUUUUUAUUAAAUUUUAAAUAUAUUUUUUUUGGUCAGCUAGAUUGUCUUUCAAAUGAGAUGCCAUGGAGGCUUAGGAUAAUAACAGUCAGAUGCUGUGGCGAUGUGGUUGUGGGCCGGAUGAUGGAAGUUGAUGUGUGCUGGGUGCGACCACCCAUAUGU
Molecule: messenger RNA, 2121 nt
Organism: Daphnia magna
Lineage: Eukaryota; Metazoa; Arthropoda; Branchiopoda; Diplostraca; Daphniidae
Exons: 3
Coding region: 194-1843 (549 amino acids)
Biological process (GO): proteasome-mediated ubiquitin-dependent protein catabolic process; regulation of proteolysis
Cellular component (GO): nucleus; cytoplasm
Molecular function (GO): ubiquitin protein ligase binding
Source: RefSeq, a predicted model, not a curated record